This is a messenger RNA of Saccoglossus kowalevskii, 13087 nucleotides long. RefSeq names its product dynein axonemal heavy chain 1-like. Gene Ontology annotation, cellular component: dynein complex. Gene Ontology annotation, molecular function: dynein intermediate chain binding; minus-end-directed microtubule motor activity; ATP binding. Lineage: Eukaryota; Metazoa; Hemichordata; Enteropneusta; Harrimaniidae. The record is from RefSeq and is a predicted model, not a curated record. Gene Ontology annotation, biological process: microtubule-based movement.
GUGUUUACAAGUACUGUAAGAGAGACUGGGUCGUUGCCGGGAUUUCGCUGACAUUAUACGCUUUACGAAAAAACACAAUCCGAUCGGAGAGAGGAUAAUUACAGUUCGAGAAAAUGAAUUCCAGGGUGUCUACCUCGGGUAGCAGACCACGUGGAAGCGCUGGUUGGCGUUUCUCAUCAAACAGAACACCUGGAGGAACACCGAAACAAAAUGGAGAUGGUCCCCGCUAUCCAGAAAUCAGGCAACGAGGAUAUUACUCUGAUAUAUUGGACAGAGAUGCACAACGUGAACUUGGGAACGUUCUGGCCGGACCAGAAACUGAGCAAGACACAUCCUGGGUAGUUGCCACUGAAGACCACACUCCGCUGGUCUCCACAUUUCAAGUACCAGAAAAUAUACAAGACCACAUGAAAGAACAAGUCUAUGGUCCCACUUCAGAGAUACUCACAAAAUCAGAUUUUCCACUCAAAUCAUACGAACCCAAAGUGCAGCUGCCCUUUUUUGUCCCACCUGGUCACACACCAAGAAAAAUUGAAAUAGAGCGACAAAAGAGACAUUUUUCAAAACAAGAUUUAGUGGAUUUAUUACGAAAAGAAGGAAUUGAAACGGCUAAUUUGAUGCCGAAAUCUGACGCUAUACAUCAGCAAGUACGUUUGAAUUCGUCAUCAGAGGAUCCAGCACCGUUCCCGCCGUUUCUUCCUCUACACAUUUUUGAUGAUGUGGAGUUUGAUUGCAGAACUCCUGAGGAAUGGGUUAAAAUGGGACAGGAUAAUGGAGUGCGAAGACCUGUGCCGGGUAAAGCUUUACUACCGACAUGGGAUUCAACAGAACCUAUGGAUCCAAAAGACCCAUCCAUAGAGUAUGAGUGGUUUGAUGUCGGUAUGUUGGAUUACGAUAAAGAAGAACAGUUGUUUCUAGUACAGAAAGUUGAUAUGGAAGGUAGAAUUGUAGAUCAGAACGGUGAACCUAUCAUCAAUGGUGGACUCAAUGAGAAUGGAGAGAGAGUGAUGCUAACAAGUCAGUACUGGAUUCCACGUAUACGCCUCAUGUUCUCAGCUGAAGACCCAGCAAACCUUGCAUGUCGAGUAGCCAAGGCAUUCCGAGACAGAAAACACACCGAAGCAUUGCUACGUUACAAUCUGUAUAUAGAUUGUAUGCCGAUGGAAGGAGUUGGAGAGCUUGACACAGAGUGUUUAAAGCGCAUGUCAGACUGGGCAAAAGGUGCGCCUGCAUUAGCAAAGGAUAAAAGGGAUAGUACAUGUAUGCUAAUUUUAUUGAUGCAACGGUGUUCAAUUACAUGCGAAUACACAUCUAGUAUAUUUCCUAUGACUCAUUAUUGUAUUUUCUUCAAAGGCUAUUACAUGGAUGUACCAGACUACCCAUUUGAUGAAAUCUACGACAGUUUUGCCUUCAAUUCAUUGCUGACGAGAGAGGAAGCCAUCGUGGCUAUGAUGAAAGUACGCACCGAGUGCAACAGAGUGUGUGGCAUGUCAUUAUUCCAUGUUCCUAUGAUGAAAUACAUGAGAUUAGAGGAAUUUGAACAGACGCAGAGUCAAGCAAGUUCACAGGUUCAGUUAUUCCUAAAGGACAGUUGGAUAUCAACUCUACGUGCUGCAAUCAGGACAAGUUUACGUGAUGUAGGAAAAGGAUGGUUCAAUCUACAUGAGACAAAUUGGGAAGUCUAUCAAAUCUCCAAACUCAAGAAGUUUAUGGAAAUGGUCAAGUUCUCUAUGCAGGACUCCCUGAGAUAUCUGGUACAAGAUUCUCUAGUUAAUUUUACACAGAUGAUCCUGGACGCAUGUCACAUGAUUCUCAAUCUAGAGGAAGAUAUGCAGUGGGAAGGUGAUGUCAUGACAAGUCGAUACAGGCCCAAGAAGAAUCCAUUAUUCCUGGUAGAUCUUGUUCUGGACAUGGCCGGAUCUCAUUACAGUACAAAUCUCAAUAACUUUGAGACCAUGCUGAUCAACCUAUUUGAUAAUGCUAUUAGUAAAACACAAACUGUACCACAGCUUGAGAAGUACGUAUUAGAAGACAUAUUUUGGGCUGAUACUCCACUACUAGAGUCAGUAGGGGAGCAUGAGCCUCCUGUUGAAGAUCUACGAGAUGCCAUACGUAACGCUAUCAAGAAAUCCAUGAAUCCCAUGAAAGCUUAUGCCAGAGCUUAUGAGAAACAUCUAGAACUCAUGAACCUGGAUGUCAAUCAGUAUACUAAGGAUUACGAUUCCAAAGAACACACUGCUGCCGAGGUCAAGAAGGAAAUAGAGGACCACUUGUCAGCUAAAGAGAAACUAGAGAACAGUAUACCGUCUAGUAUCGUCAUGGGACCAUUUCACAUAAACACGGAGAAUGUUCGACAGGGACUCAGCAAAAAGCGUAAAAGCCUUGCUAAUGCCCUCCUUGAACUACUCGCUAAGAAACUACGUAAACAGGCAGAUGAUGCAUGUGAAGAAUUCAAAUCCAUCUCUCGUCGCUUGUACGAGAAACCCAACUGUAUUGAAGACCUUUCUGAGAUGAAAACGUGGAUGGAAUCAAUCCCGGACAGACUCAAGGAACAUCAAGAAAUCAUUGAUAAAGCCAUGUCAGAUUACGAUCUGAUUGAGGAGUUCUAUUAUAACUUAUCCACUGAUGACUUCAAUUCCAAAUGGACAGCAGUGGCAUGGCCACACAAGAUUGACAUACAGAUGGAACAAGUCAACAAACAGUUAGAAGAGGAUCAAGAGCGCUUCCAAAAGAUCCAAAUAACGGAUCAGAACAACUUCCAAGACCGUCUGGAUACUUUACAGAUGGUUGUCGCUGGUUUUGCUGCUCACACGGAUAUCAAUAAAGCUCAUGAAGUCGCGAAUGAAGUACGUCGUGUUAAUAAACAACUGAAGGAGUGUCAGACCUUGGCGAGUAUGUACAACAACAGAGAGAGACUGUUUGACUUACCAAUUACAAACUAUGAUAAACUAGCUAGAUUGGUCAAAGACUUUGAGCCAUUCAAGAAUCUCUGGUUGACCACCUCUGAUUGGCUGAAAUGGCAUGAGAGUUGGAUGAACGAUCCGCUGACGUCAAUUGAUGCCGAGCAGUGUGAACGAACUGUUAUGGAUUCGUACAAAACAAUGCAUAAAUGUGUCAAGUUCUUCAAGGAUAUUCCCGGUGUUCAGAAUGUAGCCACUGAAAUCAAACAGUGGGUAGAAGACUUCAAACCGUACAUCCCGCUCAUCCAGGGUCUGCGUAACCCAGGUAUGAGAGAGCGUCAUUGGUUGACGUUGUCACAGGACUUGGGAUUCACUGUGCGUCCCAAGCAGUCAUUGACUUUCAGUAAAUGUCUGGAGAUGAAGUUACAGGAUCAUAUCGAUAAAAUCGCUAAGGUGGCAGAGGUUGCUGGUAAAGAGUAUUCCAUAGAACAGGCUUUGGAUAAGAUGGAGAAUGAAUGGAAACCUGUGGUAUUUGAAAUUAUGCCAUAUAAGGACACAGGUACAUUUAUCAUGAAAGGCUCAGAUGAGUGUACGCAACUUUUAGAUGACCAUAUCGUCAUGACGCAGAGCAUGUCCUUCUCACCGUUUAAGAAACCAUUCGAAGAGAGGAUAUCAACGUGGGAAGGAAAACUAAGAAUGACUCAGGAUGUAUUGGAUGAGUGGUUGAAUUGUCAGCGUGCAUGGCUUUAUCUAGAACCCAUCUUCAGCUCUGAUGACAUCAACAGACAACUCCCUGUAGAAAGUAAACGAUACCAAACUAUGGAUAGAAUGUGGCGAAGAAUCAUGAAAAAUGCCAAAGAAAAUCCACAGGUUAUUUCCUUGUGUCCUGAUGCUAGACUUUUAGAUAACCUUAAAGAGUGUAAUAAACUAUUAGAACAAGUCCAGAAAGGUUUGAGUGAAUACUUGGAGACAAAACGUGCAGCAUUCCCCAGAUUCUAUUUCUUGUCUGACGAUGAGUUGUUGGAGAUCUUAUCUCAGACUAAAGAUCCUACCGCUGUACAGCCGCAUUUGAGGAAAUGCUUUGAGAAUAUUGCUAAGUUAACAUUUGAGCAAGACUUGAAGAUAACUGAGAUGUUCUCCGGGGAAGGUGAGAAAGUGGCGUUCAGUGAGACACUGUACCCUACAGGCAAUGUAGAAGAUUGGAUGGGAGAGAUCGAGAGAGUCAUGAAAGAGAGUCUCAGAAGUAUACUUGGUAAUGCUGUCAAGAAAUACACAGAGAUGCCACGUACUGAAUGGGUCUUACUGUGGCCAGGUCAGGUGGUCAUUGCUGUAUGUCAGGUCUUCUGGACUAAGAUGGUAGAAGAUGCAUUGAAGGCUGAUCAGUUGGCAGAGUUGUAUGAAACACUCAAAGACCAGUUGCAUGAUCUGGUUGCAUUGGUACGUGGUAAUCUCAGUAAGUUACACCGUAUGAUAAUGUCGGCGUUGAUCGUUGUUGAGGUCCACGCACGUGAUGUGGUUGCCAAUAUGGUGAAAGAGAAUGUGAAAAAUCACGACUUUGAAUGGAUUAGUCAGUUGAGGUAUUAUUGGGUCGAUGAUGGUCUAUACAUCCGUGCUGUAAACGCUGAAUUUCCAUAUGGAUAUGAAUACCUCGGUAACACAGGACGUCUCGUCAUCACGCCGCUAACUGACAGAUGUUAUCUAACACUGACUGGUGCUUUGCAUCUGAAAUUUGGUGGCGCUCCCGCUGGUCCUGCUGGAACUGGAAAGACCGAAACUACUAAGGAUCUUGGUAAAGCCUUAGCCAUCCAGACAGUGGUGUUCAAUUGCUCUGAUCAGUUGGAUUUCAUGGCUAUGGGGAAAUUCUUCAAAGGUUUGGCCAGUGCUGGUGCCUGGGCAUGUUUUGAUGAGUUCAACCGUAUUGAUAUAGAAGUAUUGUCUGUAGUGGCACAACAGAUUACUACUAUACAGAAAGCACAACAACAGAGGAUGAUUGUGCAUUCAUUCAUACUUUUAAUGAUCAAUAAUAAAUUAUAUGUGCUUCAUCAUCAUUAUUAUUAUCUGUUUCUCAUCAUGAUUACACUGUCUUCUAUCACUCAUUAUUUCUCAUCUAUCACUGGUACCAGAAUAGAGGAGCCAAUAGACUAUGGUGAGCUUGAAUCUUCUAUCAGAAAACAAUGUAAUAAACUGAGUCUAAAAGAUGUUGACGGGUUCGUCACUAAAUGCAUUCAGUUGUAUGAAACCACAGUUGUGAGGCAUGGUCUUAUGAUGGUUGGACCAGCUGGCUCUGGCAAGACUAGGAGUUAUGAGGUCUUAAAGAAGGCAUUAUCUGCAUUGAAAGGUAGACCCGCUGUAGGCGGUGGUACCUACGAAACUGUUCAUACGUACGUACUCAAUCCCAAGUCUAUCACUAUGGGACAGUUGUACGGUGAAUUUGAUUUGCUCACUCAUGAAUGGACUGACGGUAUCCUGUCAUCGUUGAUUCGUGUUGGCGCGUCUUCCCAGGAUGAAGACAGUCGUUGGUAUAUAUUUGAUGGCCCAGUGGACGCUGUCUGGAUUGAAAACAUGAACACAGUACUGGACGACAAUAAGAAACUGUGUUUGAGUAGCGGAGAAAUUAUCAAACUGACUGACUGGAUGCGAAUGAUGUUUGAGGUAGCUGAUUUAGCAGUGGCGUCUCCCGCCACUGUUAGCCGAUGUGGUAUGGUUUACUUAGAGCCGAGUAUUCUGGGACUACAUCCAUUUGUUGAAUGCUGGCUUAAGAAGUUACCUGACAAUAUCUACCCACAUAAAGACGCACUCAAGGAUCUUUUUGAUAGAUAUAUGGAGGAUUCAAUCAAUUAUGUUCGAGGUAGUCUGAAAGAAAUUGUUCCGACGAUGGACAGUCAGUUGUGUCUGAGUUUACUCAAGUUGUUGGAUUGUUUCUUUACACCAUUCAUUCCCAGAGAGGGUGACAAGCCGAUAUCUGAAGAGAAGCUGGGACGUAUCGAAGAACUGAUAGAACCGUGGUUCUUCUUUUGCUUGGUGUGGAGCGUUGGUGCGACUGUCGAUAUUGACGGCCGGAUUAAGUUUAGUGAGUGGCUACGUGAAAGAAUGCAGAAAGAAGGGGUAAAGUUGGCCUUCCCAGCACACGGGACUGUAUAUGACUACGUACUAGAUGAUGCAGGUAUAAGCCAGACCAGAAACAAAGAAGACGAUGAUGAAGAUGAGGGCUCCAAGAAGGAGGUGAAAUGGUCAGGAUGGAUGACUGGUAAACCUGAAUUUAAAAUCACACCGGAGAUGAAAUUCUCUGAUAUCAUUGUACCCACAGCUGACACAGUAAGGUCUGCGUACAUGUUGGAAACACUACUCACUAACAAAAAAACGGUACUUUGCGUUGGUAACACUGGUACUGGUAAAACACUCACAAUUGCCGACAAACUGCUGAGAAAUAUGCCCAAGGAAUAUGUACCAAACUUUAUGUCAUUCUCAGCGCGGACCAGCGCUAAUCAGACUCAAGAUCUAAUUGAUGGAAAACUAGAUAAACGUCGGAAAGGCGUAUUUGGUCCUCCUCUUGGGAAAUACUUUGUCUUCUUUGUGGAUGACUUAAACAUGCCGGCAUUAGAAGUGUACGGAGCACAGCCGCCAAUAGAGCUGGUCAGACAAUGGGUGGACCAUAAGGGAUGGUAUGAUAGAAAGCAGAUUGGUGCCUUCCGUGAGUUGGUGGAUAUUAAUUUCCUCUGCGCCAUGGGUCCACCUGGUGGUGGUAGGAAUCCACUGACAGCUCGGUUAGCCAGACAUUUCAAUUUCCUAUCAUUCUGCGAGAUGGAAGACUCCAGUAAAUUCACUAUCUUCUCCACUAUUCUCAGUAGCUGGCUAGAAUCUUCGGCAUCUGUUAAGGAGUUUGGAGAAAAAAUGGUGAAUGCUUCAAUAUUAGUGUACAACACAAUUACAACACAGCUGUUACCGACCCCAGCUAAGAGUCAUUAUACUUUCAAUCUAAGGGAUCUCUCCAAAGUAUUCCAGGGUAUGUUGAUGGCUGAUGCUAGUAAACUGGAAUCAAUAAAUCAGUUACUACGAUUAUGGUACCACGAGAGUGCCCGUGUUUUCUGUGAUCGUCUCAUCAAUAACGAAGACAGACAGUGGUUUGAAGAGCUCUUGACACAGAGAAUGAGUGAUGACUUCAAUACAAAAUUUGAAGAUGUAGUCGUGCGAAGUCCGUUACUGUACGGUGAUUUUAUGGUUCCAAACUCAGAAAAUAAAAACUACCAAGAAAUUGAUGACAUUCCUAAGAUGACAAGAAUCUUAGAAGAAUACUUAGAAGACUACAACCAGAUCACAACAGCUCCGAUGAAACUGGUAUUAUUCGAAGACGCUACCAGACAUGUGACUCGUAUUUCUAGAAUUAUUCGGCAGCCGCUAGGAAAUGCCUUACUGCUAGGUGUAGGAGGUAGUGGAAGGCAGAGUUUAACCAGACUGGCUACUCAUAUGGCUGAGUAUGAUUGUUUCCAAAUUGAACUGUCAAAGAAUUAUGGAGUGCCUGAAUGGAGAGAAGAUCUGAAGAAUAUUAUGUUGAAAGCUGGCUUAGAAAACAAACAGAUUGUUUUCCUUUUCUGUGACACUCAGAUCAAAGCUGAAUCUUUCCUGGAAGACAUCAACAACAUAUUGAACGCUGGUGAUGUUCCUAAUAUUUAUAGUUUUGAUGAGUUAGAUCAGAUUUAUAACGGUAUGAAACCAGUGGUAGUUGACGCUGGUCAACAACCGACCAAAGCUAACCUCUACUCAGCUUACACCAAGAGAGUCAAAAUGAACAUCCAUACUGUGCUAUGUAUGAGUCCAAUUGGUGAGAUAUUCCGUGCCCGUCUACGUCAGUUUCCGUCUCUUGUUAAUUGUUGCACCAUUGAUUGGUUCAGUGAGUGGCCGGAUGAGGCAUUGCAAUCCGUGGCUAAGACGUUCCUCUCUGAGAUUGUGGACUUGGAACAAGGUGAUGACGAUGAAGCUACAGCUAAGCUGAUAAAUGGAUUGGUACACAUGUGUGUAGAGGUUCAUCAAUCCGUGACAAAGAAAGCGAAACUAUUCCUCGCUGAGUUAUCCCGUCAUGUGUACAUCACACCAACUGCUUAUUUAGAACUACUCGGGAUCUUCUCGAAGCUGAUCGGUAUGAAGAAGACUGAGCUGAAAACUGCUAAGAACAGAAUGAAGACUGGUCUGGACAAGUUGUUAAAUACAGCUGAGGAAGUUGACAAACUUCAAAAAGAACUGGAGACUAUGAAACCUAUGUUAGAAGAGGCUGCUAGGGAGACUGAACUCACCAUAGAAAAGAUUGCUAAGGACACAAUUGUGGCUGAGGAAACAAAGAACGUUGUCGAGAAAGAAGAACAUGAAGCAGCGGGUAAAGCCAGAGAAACCAAAGCCAUUGCUGAUGAUGCACAGAGGGAUUUGGAUGAAGCACUUCCAGCAUUGGAUGCUGCAUUGGCCAGUCUCAAGUCAUUGAAUAAGAAUGAUGUUAUUGAGGUACGUGCCAUGCAGAGGCCACCCAACGGUGUACGUAUGGUCAUAGAAGCUGUCUGUAUCAUGAAAGGUGUCAAACCAAAAAGAGUACCUGGAGACAAGCCUGGUGAAAAGAAAGAUGAUUAUUGGGAUCCUGGUAAAAGUUUGCUACAAGAUCCAGGAAAAUUCUUGGAAAGUUUGUUCAAAUAUGAUAAGGACAACAUCCCUGAUUCUAACAUUGCCAAGAUUCAACCGUACAUUGACAGUGAAGAUUUCCAACCUGCAGCUAUUGCCAAAGUAUCCAAGGCUUGUACCUCCAUCUGUCAGUGGGUCAGAGCUAUGCACAAAUAUCACUUUGUUGCCAAAGGUGUGGCUCCCAAAAGGGAGAAACUUAGGAUCGCUCAAGAAGAGUUGGCUGAGACUCAGAAGAUUCUUGCCGAGGCCAAGGCUCGCCUCCAGGAAGUACAGGACGGUAUCGCAACCUUACAAGCCAAGUACGAAGAUUGUGUUGCCAAGAAACAAGAACUAGAAGCCAAGUGCGAAGAGUGCGAACAGAGACUAGUCCGUGCAGAUAAGUUGAUUGGAGGACUGGCAGACGAGAAAGACCGCUGGGCUGAGUCCGUCAAGGAGCUGACGUUCAUCAUUGACAAUAUUGUUGGUAAUGUUAUCGUAGCUGCAUCGUACGUCGCUUACCUUGGACCUUUCACAGGUGAAUAUCGAGCUUCAUUAUUGGAAGAGUGGUCAGACAAGUUUGAAUCAUUCAACGUACCGCACACUAAAGAUAACAGUCUGGUGUCCACCUUGGGAAACCCUGUUAAGAUUCGUAGUUGGCAGAUUGCUGGUCUGCCGAGAGACACACUCUCUGUGGAGAACAGUGUAAUAGUACAGUAUUCGCAAAGAUGGCCACUGUUUAUAGAUCCACAAGGACAGGCCAACAGAUGGAUUAAAACUAUGGAGAAAGACAAUGGUCUUGAUAUUAUCAAGUUAACUGACCGUGAUUUCCUGAGGAGUCUCGAGAAUGCUGUGAGAUUUGGAAAACCAUGUUUGUUGGAGAAUGUAGCCGAGGAGUUAGAUCCAGCAUUGGAACCUAUUCUUUUGAGACAGACAUUUAAACAGCAAGGUAGUUUAGUGAUAAAACUUGGAGAUGCAGUCAUCCCAUAUCACGAUGAUUUCAAGUUUUAUAUCACAACCAAACUACCCAAUCCUCACUACACGCCAGAAGUAUCUACUAAAGUCACUGUCGUCAAUUUUACACUCUCUCCAAGUGGCCUGGAAGAUCAGGUGUUGUCCCGUGUUGUUGCUGAAGAGAGACCGGAUUUGGAAGAAGCCAAGAACCAGUUGAUCAUCAGUAAUGCCAAGAUGAAGCAAGAGUUAAAAGAGAUCGAGGACAAGAUUUUAGAACGUUUGAGUUCAUCAGAAGGAAGUCCAGUAGAUGAUGUGGAUCUCAUCGCUACAUUAGAAGCUUCUAAAAUCAAAUCACUGGAGAUUAAGGCUAAAGUGGCAGUAGCUGAAGAGACAGAGAAGGAAAUUGACGUCACCCGUAGUCUGUACAUCCCAGUGGCUGUGCGAACAUCUCUGCUGUUCUUCUGUACAACUGACUUAGCUAAUGUAGACCCUAUGUAUCAGUAUUCAUUGGAGUGGUUCACGGGAUUGUUUAUGGCUGGUAUUGCAAACUCUGAGAGGGCUGAGAAAGUGUCGGAGCGUAUUAUACACAUCAAUGACUACUUCACGUUCAGUCUUUAUAGUAAUGUAUGCAGGAGUUUAUUUGAGAAGCAUAAACUGAUGUUCUCGUUCUUGGUGGCGAUACGAAUACUGAUGAAUGAAGGCAAAAUUAACAUGGAUGAAUGGAGAUUUCUAUUGGGCGGAGGUACCAGUACACCUGAAGAAUUACCCAAUCCUGCAUCAGAUUGGUUAUCAGAAAGAUCUUGGAUUGACAUUCUUAUUAUGUCUGGCCUGCAAAGACUUCAUAAUUUUGCGAGAGAGUUUGGAGAUCACUUGGACUCUUUCAAGCAUUACUUUGAUAGCAUCGAUCCUCACCGUGAAGAAUUACCAGGUCACUGGAAUGAAGAUCUAGAUGAUUUUCAGAAGAUAGUCGUACUGAGGUGUAUACGAGCUGACAAAGUCACCAACGCAAUGCAGGACUAUGUAGCUAAACAUCUUGGCCAGCGGUUUAUUGAACCACAGACUGCAGACUUGUCCAUUGCAUUCAAAGAUUCCAAUGCUACAACACCCUUGAUUUUUGUCUUGUCUACGGGUACUGAUCCGGCCGCGGAUCUUUACAAGUUUGCUGAAGAGAUGAGGUUUGCAAAGAAACUCAAUAUCAUUUCUCUUGGUCAAGGACAGGGUCCCCGUGCUGAGGCUAUGAUGCGUAGUGCUAUGGAUCGUGGUAAAUGGGUGUUCUUUCAGAACUGUCACUUAGCGCCUAGUUUCAUGCCAGCAUUGGAGAGACUUAUUGAAAACAUUGAUCCUGACAAGGUACAUCGUGAUUUCCGCUUAUGGCUGACCAGUAUGCCGAGUCCUAAGUUCCCGGUACCAGUGUUACAGAAUGGUGCCAAGAUGACUAUGGAACCACCUAAAGGAAUAAAAGCAAAUUUAUUGCAGUCCUAUACCAGCUAUAAUGAUGAACUACUCGCUUCAUGUGGUGAAAAGACACAUGAGUUCAAAUCAUUGCUGCUAUCAUUGGCGUUAUUCCAUGCAGUAACUGUAGAGCGAAAGAAGUUUGGACCUCUCGGUUUUAACAUUCCGUACGAAUUCACAACAGGCGAUCUACGUAUCUGUGUCAGUCAACUCAAAAUGUUUCUAAUUGAAUAUGACGAGACUCCUUAUAAGGUGUUAACUUAUACAGCGGGUCAUAUCAACUACGGUGGACGUGUGACGGAUGACCAUGACAGAAGAACUAUCAUGAAUAUAUUGGCUGAUUUCUACAACCCUGCUGUCUUAGAAGAGGAACAUUCAUACUCUGCAUCUGGUAUCUACAGGCAGAUUCCAACAAUCAUGGAUCACAAUGGUUACAUGGCUUACAUUCGAAGCUUACCACUGAAUGAUACACCGGAAAUAUUUGGUCUCCAUGACAAUGCCAACAUCACGUUUGCCCAGAAUGAAACCUUUGGGUUGCUAGAAUCUUUGGUUCAGUUACAACCAAAGACUGGUGGUGGCGGUGGUGGAGCUUCCACUGAAGAGGUCAUUGAAGAAACCUCCAAGGGUAUUUUAGAGAAAGCACCGAAACCGAUCGAUUUGAAUAUGGUAAUGCAGAAAUACCCAGUCAGAUAUGAAGAAUCUAUGAAUACCGUGUUGAUACAAGAAGUUAUCAGAUAUAACCGGUUAUUGAAUGUCAUUCAUCGAUCAUUGCAAGAUUUAUUGAAAGCGUUGAAAGGUUUGGUUGUGUUAUCCCAAGAGUUGGAAACGAUGUCAAAUAGUUUAUACAUCAACAAAGUGCCUGAUAUGUGGGCUAAUAAGGCAUAUCCAUCAUUAAAACCACUUGCAUCAUGGGUAAAUGACUUGGUAGAAAGAAUGGAAUUUAUCCAGACGUGGAUAGAGAAUGGUAUUCCCAGCGUAUUCUGGAUCUCCGGGUUCUUCUUUCCACAAGCUUUCCUGACUGGAACAUUGCAGAACUAUGCAAGACAAGCUGUGAUAUCAAUUGAUACUAUUUCAUUUGAUUUUAAGGUGAGAAAGGAAGAAUCAAAAGAACUGAGUGAACGACCAAAGAAUGGUUGUUAUAUCCGUGGUCUGUUUAUAGAAGGCGCUAGAUGGGACUAUGAUAACCACCAACUUGGAGAGUCGCGUCCUAAAGAACUGUACACGGAUUUCCCAGUGAUGCAAUUGAUACCAGAGUCUAACAGAGUACAGCCAGAGAGUGGUAUCUAUUACUGUCCUGUGUAUAAAACACUUACUAGAGCUGGUACUUUGUCAACUACAGGCCACUCCACAAAUUACGUUGUUUCAGUCGAAGUGCCAUCAAAUGAGAAACAGUUCCAUUGGAUCAAACGUGGAGUUGCGCUUAUCUGUGCCUUGGACUACUAAUGCAAGACCACUCAUUGGUGCUGCAAUUCUCAGCCAACAUUUUGAAUCCUGCUGCGUAUAUUUACUUUUAACCAGCAGUGAAAUGUAUUCUUUCUGUGUUCGUUGCAUUUCCAAUUAUGUAAAUAGUUCUGUUUGAUAUGCAAUUUUGUAUGAUGAUAUUUGUAUUUGUUUAGUGUAUAUAUAAUUAAUAUACAGUUGUACAUUAUUUAACCAUGCUCCUGAUCUACUUUUAUAUAUUCUGUUCAAGAGAAUCCCUCCGUCCACAUCCUCUAUAAAAUUGUUGAUGCUCUGAUGUUGUAUAUUACACUGUUUCACUCCACUGGAGUCAGGUUAUAAUUCUCUUCAUUUCAUUCCAAAAAUGAAUUAAAUUAUUUUCAUUGUAACAGCGUUGUUGUGACAGAGAGUAACAGCAUGUUUAAAUAGGGUUAAUCCAUGAAAGCAAAAACAGGAUUAUAUUGCGUUUUAAACAUUUUAUAAAAACAGUUUUGACAAUGUGAUAUUGUCUAUGUUUUUUAUUGUGGAAAUCAGUGUCUGUAUUUUUUCAACUACACUUAUUCUGACAUGUGUGAUCCACGGUUGUCCAUUUAAACUUUACAGUUUGACAUGCCGUCCAAUAUUUUGAAAUGUGUUAUUUCAUUGUGAAUAUCAAUGAACGAUUAUAUAUAGGUUUUGAGAUUUAUAAAAUAAAUUUCAUAUUAUCA